This is a messenger RNA of Tripterygium wilfordii, 480 nucleotides long. RefSeq lists its product as uncharacterized. The transcript is spliced from 2 exons. Bases 1 to 480 code for a protein of 159 amino acids. The record is from RefSeq and is a predicted model, not a curated record. Lineage: Eukaryota; Viridiplantae; Streptophyta; Magnoliopsida; Celastrales; Celastraceae.
AUGAAGCAAAACCACCUAGCAAGAGACCAUAUCAUUAUGGGCCUUUACAAAAAGGAUGAAAUUGAAAAAGCAGUACAUGAAGUACUCCAAGCUGGGUUCAUUAGAAAUAGUCAUAGUUCAUUGUCUUCACCAAUUUUAUUGGUGAAGAAAAAAAAGAAGGAACAUGGCACAAAAAUGUGCCUUUGGACAGAGACAAUUGAAUACCUUGGGCAUGUAGUAUUUGGUAAAGGAGUAUCUACAAAUCCCUCAAAAUUGAAGGCAAUAUUGGAGUGGCUAGUACCCACCAAUGUUAAUGAGUUAAAGGGAUUUUUGGGACUUACUACCUAUUAUAGGAAGUUUGUACCCAACUAUGGAAAAAUUUGUCAACAACUGUAUGGCCUUACUAAGAAAGAAGAUUUUGUAUGUUCUUCAUCUGCCACUCAAGUCUUUGAAAAGUUGAAACAAGUUAUGGCUUCACCACAUGUGAUGCAUCCGGAUUAG